UUCUACUACCAAAAUUUUGUCAAUACAUGGAUCUAGACCAAAGCAGGGAAUAAGCUUGAAAACUUUCUUCACUGUCAAAUGAUAUGAAUCAACUUCUGAAGCAACAAUUAAGUGCUAAAUGAAAUAACUACUUUUUCUACCAAACCCCCCCACUGCCAAUAAUUUACCAUUUUGUUCACCUCACAACAUGCAUCCCUUUAUUCUAAUAGCCUCAUAGUUAUUUUCAUCGCAUUUUGUUGAGCAACCGCACGGAAUUGACGGGAACUUUAGCUGCGCAGAGUAUUUUUCGCCACCGCCACUCGCGCCAAACGGUCCAUAGCUCUCAGUUUAGCUCGCGAGCCGUCUUCUUUUUUCACGUGACUCGUGGCUUCGUCUGUGUUUGGAGUGCGUACCUUUGGUAGGAUCCUUGCGAGAUCAAUCCCGGUCAUUGGUCUUUGCCGCACGGUUAGGGGGCUUGAGAAAGUGACGUGGUGGUACAGUUGAGACUCAUCAUGAAUCAAGGCUUCGCUAACACCCGAGUAAACAGCCCCGAGAUACAGGGUUACAUUCGGAAGCUCUUUUAGCUGUUGGAGAUCACGGUCCUCCGAGCAAGCUCACACUCGUCUUUCGUUCAUGCCCGGUCUGGUCUACCCACGAUUCAGCCCGGGGGCUUUGGCUCAAGCAGGGGCCAUAACAAGGGCAACUACCUUGGAAGAAUAUUUAGGCUCCCUCUGAUGGAGAGGACCCUGAUGGAAAAGAGGUGUCAGAACGGUAGCCAAGAUAGUCGAGAAGCAGAGCAAAGACAUUCGACUGCUCGGGAGUGAAAUGGAAUGGCCGGUGAUGCUGGGAGUUGGUGGCGGAUGAACCGCGGCGUUCGUCUGAUCGAACGAACGAAAGGAGGAAAGAGACACACGGACAAGUCGCUUGUGUUUGAUCGGCUGUGAAUGUGGAUUGGAGCAGAUCACACAGGUAAAGGGGGCGAAGGGAAUCCAUGAUGGGUAGGUACGGAGAAGCACGAGUGUAAGGAGGUAGUCAAUUCAGUUUGCAAGUGACCUUUGGACAAUCCGCAAGUUCGUUCCGUCUGGAUCGUGGUCACCCAUCGCAUUGACGCACACCAGUUUUCAUGUAAAAAAUUAUGAGCAAGAUGCCACCCAUUGUCGCUGCACCCAUCCCGCUUCCGGCCUCAUCUACAUCCUCGAAUUUUGCGGCCCAUCUUCGGGAUAUGUACUCGGGAGGCUCCGGGAUGGGUUUGGGCCCCAACCCGGCGCAUCCGGACUUGGCCUCGCAACUCUCAACCCUCUCGGCCUUGUCGGCUCAACAUCGGCAGCUCAUGGAACUUCAGCAACGAUACUUGAAUGCUAGUCGAAUGAAUGGAGGGGGACCGCCUAUGCCUCAUCCACCCAAUCAAGGACCCACCAUCCUGCCUCCAUCUGCCCGACUUUCAACAUCGCCAGGAUCUCAAGGCAGACCACCGGGUAUGAUUGGAGGCUCCAAACCCAAAGUGGCCACACCCGAAGUUGUGGGCAAGAUCGAAUCGUACAAACGGGAAAACCCGACCAUCUUUGCUUGGGAGAUCCGAGAGAAACUCAUCGCUGAAGGUGUGUGCACAAACAGUACAGCGCCAAGUGUGUCGAGCAUUAAUCGCAUCCUUCGGAAUCGGGCAGCUGAGCGGGCAGCAGCCGAGUUUGCCCGGGCAGCCGGAUACGCAGGGAUGUACUCCCCCUACGCUUCCAUUCCCUCCCAUUACUAUUCUCCGGCCUUGAUCUCGCAAAUAGCCGCCAAUUCCUCGAACCCAUCUCAAGCUGCAGCUUUGUUAGCCGCGUCGGCGUCAGUGGGCGGGGCCGUGCCACCUUCGUCAAUGCCCAUGAUGCACAAGGAUGACAUCCGUCGUUCUAGUCCAAAGAUGGUCGAGUAUGACCACAAGUCUGAGGCGGGUAGUUGUUCCGACGACGAACGCCCUCAAUUCCGUCGCAGCCGAACCUCCUUUAGUCCUGAUCAAUUGGAGCACCUUGAGAAAGAGUUCGAAAGGAGCCAUUAUCCCGAUCUCAAGACUCGCGAGGCCCUCUCGGCCAAGACUACUCUCUCCGAAGCUCGGAUCCAGGUUUGGUUCUCAAAUAGGCGAGCCAAGUGGAGAAGGCACCAUCGAAUGAGCCUCUUCCGCCCCUACGAAAUGGGCUCAAGCCUGAUGAACCAGGACCAGAAGGAAAGAAGGACUCCAGUCCCGAGGGCGGAAAGCCCGGUGGGAGACACUUCCGACCCUGGAUCUCCGGCACCGAGCCCUCCCCACCCUCUCCGUCCCACACCCACAACAAUGUCAUUAACAACAACAACAAUGAACCCAACCCAUGGACUCGGAAGUCUCCACCAACCUCUGUUGACCCAUCCGCAGUCGCUCGGUUUCGAUUUCAUCCGUACAAAGCUCCUCAAAGCUCGUGAAGAAGCAGAGAAACAAGCAAUGGCAGCUGCUUUUGCCGCCAACGCUGCUUUGAGGCUGACCGACACUUACGAGGUCAAAAGCGCAAACGAACCCAACAAAGAAAAAGAAGAAGAAGACCAGGAGGAGGAGGAAGAUGAGAUAUCGGUCGAGGAUGAUUAGAUUGUUGUUCCACAGUCGCCCUCCAACAACUAAACUCACUUGUAUACUAUUUUUGUCCAGCACCAUCAAUUCAAUAAUUGUUUUUGCCCACGAUUAUAAUUGAACAUUUGUUUAGAUUGGCAAAAAACUCUACCAAAGACAUGUUAUUUCACACUCCAAGAGAAUGAAAUAUAGAUAAUACACCGUU
Molecule: messenger RNA, 2762 nt
Organism: Tigriopus californicus
Lineage: Eukaryota; Metazoa; Arthropoda; Copepoda; Harpacticoida; Harpacticidae
Product: paired box protein Pax-6-like
Exons: 4
Coding region: 1115-2575 (486 amino acids)
Biological process (GO): anatomical structure development; regulation of transcription by RNA polymerase II
Molecular function (GO): RNA polymerase II cis-regulatory region sequence-specific DNA binding; DNA-binding transcription factor activity, RNA polymerase II-specific
Source: RefSeq, a predicted model, not a curated record